GAACACUCAACCACGCUUCCAACGCCUCCCGGUUGUUCCUAGUCAUUUCUCCCUAGUGACUCCGUGCCUCUCCUAUCUGAAGGUGUGAUGCCAUCGCCUCUAGCCCUGUAUCGCUACACCCAUGGCAAGCUGUCACCCUCGGUGGACUCGCGGCCCUGCAGCAGCCCCUUGGUGCUUCCCAGGAAGGCAAGGAAGCUGUUACUGGGGGCCACUUCUCCUCGGGCCCCGCGGCUGCCACGCCGGCAGGCCUGGUGCUCCAUCGACUGGGAACAGGUAUGCCUGCUGUACAAGCUGGGCUCCGGAGGGUUUGGGUCGGUGUACAAAGCCACCUACCAUGGUGUUCCCGUGGCCAUAAAGCAAGUGAACAAGUACACCAAGAACCUACGUGCAUCCCAGCAGAGUUUCUGGGCUGAACUCAACAUUGCAAGGCUGCGCCACGACAACAUAGUCGGGGUUGUGGCUGCCAGCACGCGCACGCCCAAAGGCUCCAACAGCCUGGGUACCAUAAUCAUGGAGUUUGGGGGCAAUGUCACUCUACACCAAGUCAUCUACGGUGCCACCAGCUCUCCAGGAACUCUAAGCUGCAGCAGAGAGCCACUGAGUUUGGGAAAGUGCCUUCAGUAUUCCCUAGAUAUUGUUCGCGGCCUGCUUUUUCUCCACUCACAAAGCAUUUUGCACUUGGACCUGAAACCAGCGAACAUUUUGAUCAGUGAGCAGGACAUCUGUAAGAUUGGCGACUUUGGCUGCUCCCAGAAGCUGCAAGAUCUGUGGUGCAGUCAGGCGCGCCCUCACCACAUAGGAGGCACCUACACUCACCAAGCUCCCGAGCUCCUGACAGGAGAGAGCGCCACGCCCAAAGCCGACAUCUACUCUUUCGGUAUCACCCUCUGGCAGAUGGCCACCAGGGAAGUGCCUUACUCAGGCGAGCCUCUGCAGGUGCUGUACGCCGUGGUGGCCUACAAGCUGCGCCCCUCGCUGGCGGGGGCGGUGUUCACUGCCUCCCCGACGGGGCAGACGCUGCAGAGCAUCCUCUGUAGCUGCUGGGAGGCCCGCGCCCUGCAGAGGCCCGGUGCAGAACUGCUCCUGAGGGACCUGAACGCCUUCCGAGCGGCACUGGGCUGA
Molecule: messenger RNA, 1122 nt
Organism: Chionomys nivalis (European snow vole)
Lineage: Eukaryota; Metazoa; Chordata; Mammalia; Rodentia; Cricetidae
Gene: Mos
Product: MOS proto-oncogene, serine/threonine kinase
Exons: 1
Coding region: 88-1122 (344 amino acids)
Biological process (GO): protein phosphorylation
Molecular function (GO): protein kinase activity; ATP binding
Source: RefSeq, a predicted model, not a curated record